Messenger RNA from Fukomys damarensis (Damara mole-rat), 2622 nucleotides. RefSeq names its product ring finger protein 26 (gene Rnf26). The record is from RefSeq and is a predicted model, not a curated record. The transcript has a single exon. Gene Ontology annotation, molecular function: ubiquitin protein ligase activity. Lineage: Eukaryota; Metazoa; Chordata; Mammalia; Rodentia; Bathyergidae. Gene Ontology annotation, biological process: protein ubiquitination; ubiquitin-dependent protein catabolic process. The coding region runs from base 418 to 1719 and encodes 433 amino acids.
CCCAGCUUGCGCCGCCCCCACCCGGUCCCGGCCCCGGCCCCGGCGGAAUCCCAUCUCGCCCAUUCCCGUUCUCCUCCAGGUCUGACCCUUUACCUGGCCGUGGUACGCAACACCAGGCCCCCAAGCCUGAGUUCUCUCCUGCAGCUCGGGCUCUCCUUCACUUUAGAGAUGUUCAGCCUCUUUGCUCCUAACCAGCCCGCUUUCAAAACCAGUACUCUUGGAGCGGCGCCUGACCGCCUUUGCCUCUACUAGGACUCUACUUUAGCCCACCUCUUCCUUAGAUCUAACCCCCUGGGUUAGAGACUGUUCACUUUCCUUCCAGAUGAAUCUUUGACUCCCUGGAACAUUGACAACCUUGACAGCGCCCUCAACUUAGGAGCCAGCCUUUCCUUUUGGACUAGCCUCCAUAGCUCCAUCAUGGAGGCUGUGUACCUGGUAUUGAACGGGGUGGGCCUGGUGCUGGACAUGCUGACCUUUGUGUUGGAUCUCAACUUCCUCCUGGUGUCCUCCCUUCUGGCUUCCCUGGCCUGGCUCCUGGCUUUCAUCUACAACCUGCCGCACACAGUACUGACUAGUCUUCUGCACUUGGGCCGUGGUGUUGUGCUUUCACUGCUGGCUUUGAUUGAAGCUUUGGUAAGGCUCACCUUUGGAGGCUUGCAGGCCUUGUGUACCCUGCUGUACAGCUGCUACUCCGGCCUGGAGAGCCUAAAGCUCCUGGGGCACUUGGCCUCCCAUGGGGCUCUGCGGAGCCGUGAGAUCCUGCACCGGGGUGUCCUCAAUGUGGUGUCCUGUGGACAUGCUUUGCUGCGCCAGGCCUGUGACAUCUGUGCUAUUGCCAUGAGCCUGGUGGCCUACGUGAUCAACAGUCUGGUCAACAUCUGCCUCAUUGGCACUCAGAACCUUUUCUCCCUGGUGCUGGCCCUGUGGGACGUGGUGAUGGGACCUCUGUGGAGGAUGACGGACAUUGUGGCUGCCUUCUUAGCCCACAUUUCCAGCAGUGCUGUGGCCAUGGCCAUCCUCCUUUGGACCCCCUGCCAGCUAGUACUGGAGUUGUUGGCCUCAGCUGCCCGCCUCCUGGCUAGCUUUGUGCUUGUCAAUCUCACUGGCCUGGCUUUGCUGGCUUGCGUGCUGGCAGUGAUGGUGACUGUGCUUCACCCGGACCUCACACUGAGGCUGGCCACCCGAGCGCUCAGUCAGCUCCAUGCCAGGCCGUCCUAUCACCGGCUCCGAGAGGAUGUUGUUCGGCUCUCUCGCCUAGCACUGGGAUUAGAAGCCUGGCGCCGAGUCUGGAGUCGGAGCCUCCAGCUGGCAAGCUGGCCAAACCGAGGUGGGGCACCUGGAGCCCCCCAAGGUGGCCCUAGGAGGGUGUUCUUGGCCAGGGUCCCAGGACAAGACAUCCUUCCUGAAGGAGCUCCCAGAUCAGAGGCAGAAGAAGAGGUGGUCAGGAUCAUCAGAGCAACACCUGCCCGGGGCCGGGAGAGGCUCAAUGAGGAGGAGGCUAUAGCUGGGCAAGACCCGUGGAAGUUGCUGAAAGAGCAAGAGGAGCGGAAGAAGUGUGUUAUCUGCCAGGACCAGAGCAAAACUGUGCUGCUCUUGCCCUGCCGACACCUGUGCCUGUGCCAGGCCUGCACUGAAAUCCUCAUGCGCCACCCCAUCUACCACCGCAACUGCCCACUCUGCCGCCGGGGUAUCCUGCAGACUCUCAAUGUCUACCUCUGAAGAUGCCCUCCCUGCCCACCACCCUCCAUGCUCUGCACAGGCGCCUGCGCUAGGACAGCAUCAACGCCUCACCUCUGGUCCUGUCCUGAAUCGCCUUUUACCCCCAUGGCUUCUUGCCAGGCCUCAAGCCAUAUAUCCAGGACUUGCUUGCACAUGGCACAGUCUGGAAGACUGCAUCUAGGGGGGCAGGUUAACACAGUUCUCGGUUCCUGAUGGGUCCCUGUAAUGCUGGGGGUGGUGAGUAUGUCACUAUGCAAGGGCCCUGUUACUGUUGGCUGUGCUCUCCUCUGGCUGACCCAGGGCCCACUCAGAUGGCAGCCUCUGGGUCCAGACCCUCUCUGCUUCUGGUUUUUCUGUUGGGGAUUUGUAGUUUCUUUCUCUGCCUCUUUCCCCCUCCUGCCCACUGCCCAGCUUUUGCAGCCAUGCACAUCAGUGUCAUUUGGGUAUUUUGGCAACUCAUGGGCCUGGGAAUGAUCCUGAACCUUUGUGUUCAUCCAGAACCCCUCAGCCCUACUGGUUUGAGGGUUGAAUCUCUCAGGUACCCAUAGAGCCACUUUUGCUUGUCAUGAUCUUAGGAGGCUCCCUCCCAAACUGAUAAAAAAGCUGCGAUCUGGCAUUUACCCCUGGUGUGUGUGGGGGUGCAUUUCCACCUGGCUUUGGGACCAUAUAUACCGGGGCACCUGAGCUCUACUGGGAGCCUUAGGAGAGGUGAACAAAUUUCUACUCACUCCCCUUUCACUCCCCACAUCACAUAAGACAGUGGCAUUCCUUCCUUUGUUUCUCCCUGGCAUUGGGGAGGGCAUAUUUCACUAGGGUCCAAGUAGAAGGAGCCAGGGCCUAGGGGCAUGUAGCUCCCUGGGGGAUCCAUCUGCCCAUUUUCUGAUGAAUAAAGUUAGAUUGAUA